Molecule: messenger RNA, 876 nt
Organism: Closterium sp. Naga37s-1
Lineage: Eukaryota; Viridiplantae; Streptophyta; Zygnematophyceae; Desmidiales; Closteriaceae
Source: the annotation of a GenBank genome assembly
AUGGGCCCUGCGGACGUUGGCGGCCAGGGAAACGGUCCCCGCGAUGAGGGGAGCAGAGCCGUUGGCGCUUUGCAGGAGGGGGCGAACGCGGAGCUGGGGGCUGACGCCCAGACGUCUGGCGGGCAGGCGAUCGCUGACGAGAUGAACGGGGAGCGGGCGAACGAUGACGAUGCGAGCGGCGGUCACGGGAUCGGCUCCGCGACGCCACGCGACGAGGCGAACGAGGCGACAUCGGCGAACGAGCCGCACCGUGACGAUCGUCGCGGCGGCUCUCCCGCUUAUCGUCGCGAGCUGCCGAUGAGCGACGGCGAGGCUAACGCUCCCGGUGCGCCACAGCCUCUGCGCCGGAGCGCGCGACGAACCCCGCGCGCGGGGGCUCCCGCGGUGACAAGGACCUGCCCGCGCGCGGAGCCAACUCGCGCCGCUGGUCCUCGAAGCGGCGGCGGAUCUGAUCAGCGGACGCCGGCGGAGCAACAGGCACGAUCGCGGCAGGGCGUGCAGGAGGAAGCGGACGGGGAGCAGGAUCGCUCUCCGCGGCGCAUUCGCGGCCCAGAGCGCCAAGGAAAUCCAUUGGCCAACGCUCAAGACGCUCCACUGGCACACGAGGAGGCGACAACGCCGAUCUCCCAGGCGCAACAGGCGGAACCUGUGGCAGCUACUCCGCGGAGCGGACGGGGAAGCACGCGGGGGAGAGGCGGGCGACGAGGAGCGCGCGGAGGGCAGAGGAGCGCAGGCCAAGCGGGAAGGGGAACGCCCCGCCAGUUGCCGAGCCCAAUCUGGUUGGGGGAGCCGGCGGAACGAGUCACGCGCCAGUCGUUCGCUAGACGCGGUGGGGGAGGAGGAACGACAGCGCAAGCACAGGAGGUCCAGCUCUAG